CGCUGCAGCCGCAUUCCCUGAGCGCGGUGGGCUGCGGGCUGAGGUCGCGCAGGGGAGAGGCACGGAUUUCCACAGUGCUGUGUGGGAUCACGGGGAAUGUUAGUUACUCUUCAUCCUGGGCGAGAUUUUCGACUGUGGAAAGGACUUCUGUAUAAAUGCGUCGGUUUUAUUUUUUACGGACUGUCUGUGCUGCUUAUCAACUAUUUUUUUGGAACUUGUGUCAAGUUAGUUAGCUAGCUAGGUUUUCGGCUAUCAAGCUCGGCUGCUGUAGCUCCACAGUAGUGUCAUAAGCUAGCUUAGAAGUUACUUUGUGGGUUAGCAAAUUCUAGCUCGCAGUGUGUUUAGAUACGUGAAUGUUUUGCAAGUUAAUUUAUUAUACUAAAGUCGUGUCGCUUAAACCAGGGUUUUAAUAAAACAUUUCCAUUGUCUAGUGCCUAGGUAUCCAAGAGUUAACCUUACCUAGCGCAAUCAAUUCGCUAGCCACUUAGCUUUUUAGCAUUUGCUGCAGGCUUUGCUCACAUUCGCUUGUUUGUAUCUGAUGCAGCUGAAGUCUAACUGAUAAUCAGUUUUAUUUAUCUAUUCUUUUACAUCCAGCAUAUUAAAUAUGAACAGUUUGCUUUUUGCUUACGAACGCGCGCUGUUUUAUAAAGAAGUGUGAAGAGUGGAGCGACAUCACGUCUUGGCUAGGCAGAUUUUUGUCUAAUUUCUGUCUCUACUUAAUCCUGACUGCAGAAAAUGUAGCACACAAUAUUAGAUGAACGAAAUAAAUCUAACAAGCUAGAAACAAACAAACAAAACGGCUAGGUCUAGGUCUAGCUGUGGCAGUGUGAGCACACCAUGGUUCUCUGUUGUGUAUGAAUGGGAGCAUGAAGUGUUUUCUUCUGGAGCUUAGCUAGCUAGCUGUGUGUGUUUGUAGCCUCAGCACCGACGUGGCUAGCUUGACUCGGUUUUUAAUGUCAGUGUUUAUAUUUUUAACACAAUUCUGUCAGAUAGUGUAAAGGCCAGGGACGACCACAUUUUUGUUCCACCAUGUCGGGCGAAGUUCGUUUGAAAAAGCUGGAGAAAAUGUUCCUGGAUGGUCCUGUCAAGUCUAAUGGCCAGUGUUUCAGCGUCGAGGCUCUGCUGGACGUGCUCAUCUGCCUGUAUGAUGAAUGCAAUAAUUCCCCUCUCAGGAGAGAGAAGAACAUAGCCGAGUUCCUGGAGUGGGCUAAACCAUUCACAUCAAAAGUGAAGCAGAUGAGACUGCACAAGGAUGACUUUGAAAUCCUGAAAGUGAUUGGCCGAGGAGCAUUUGGGGAGGUAGCAGUUGUGAAGGUGAAAAACUCAGACAAGGUUUUUGCCAUGAAAAUCCUCAACAAGUGGGAGAUGCUGAAAAGAGCCGAGACCGCAUGCUUUCGGGAGGAGCGGGAUGUUCUGGUGAAUGGGGACAGCCAGUGGAUCACAACACUACACUACGCCUUUCAGGAUGAUAACUUUCUGUAUCUGGUGAUGGAUUACUAUGUGGGCGGAGAUCUCCUGACGCUGUUGAGUAAGUUUGAGGACCGCUUGCCUGAGGACAUGGCCCGAUUUUACCUGGCUGAGAUGGUGCUAGCUAUUGACUCUGUACAUCAGCUCCAUUAUGUCCACAGAGACAUCAAGCCAGACAACAUUCUGUUGGAUAUGAAUGGACAUAUUCGCCUGGCUGAUUUUGGCUCCUGCCUUAAACUCAUGGACGAUGGAACGACAACUCGGCAGGAUUUUCCCCUGUCCCUCGACAAGACGAGUGUGCAGUCCUCUGUGGCAGUUGGCACCCCAGAUUACAUCUCUCCUGAAAUCCUACAGGCCAUGGAGGAUGGCAAGGGCAAAUAUGGCCCUGAGUGUGACUGGUGGUCUCUGGGUGUCUGUAUGUAUGAAAUGCUGUAUGGGGAAACACCCUUCUAUGCUGAAUCUCUGGUGGAGACCUAUGGCAAGAUAAUGAACCACAAGGAACGGUUCCAGUUUCCUGCCAACAUCACAGAGGUGUCUGAGAAUGCCAAAGACCUGAUCCGCAGGCUCAUCUGCAGCAGGGAGCACCGGCUAGGCCAGAACGGCAUUCAGGACUUCAAGCAACAUCCUUUCUUUUCUGGCAUCGACUGGGACAACAUCCGAAAUUGUGACGCUCCAUACAUUCCUGAAGUCAGCAGCCCAUCAGACACUUCCAACUUUGAUGUGGAGGAUGACUGUCUCAAAAACACGGAGACAAUGCCCCCUCCCUCUAUAGCGGCCUUCUCUGGACAUCAUCUUCCAUUUGUAGGCUUUACUUUCACUAGUCAAUGCUCUCUUUCUGACUGCGGGAGCCUGCGGGAGUCUGCGGCGCCUGUGCAGAUGGACGUGUGUGUACAGCGCAGCUUGGAGGAGAGCCUAGCUACUGAGGCAUACGAGAGGAGGCUCCGCCGUCUGGAGCAAGAAAAAUUGGAGCUCAGUCGCAAACUGCAAGAGUCAACUAAGACUGUGCAAGCUUUGCAGCAUGCUGGAGAUACUCCUGUCUCUGCUAACAAGGACAAUGAGAUCCGAGGCCUGAAAGACGAGAUUGAGGCUCUAAAAAAGCAGAUAGCAGACUCUGGUCAGUUGGAGCAGAAGUUGGAACAGGCCAGUGCAACACGCAAAGAUCUGGAGGACUCCGCCAAACGCAUCUGCUGUUUGGAGAAACAGCUAAAAAUCAUGAAGCAAGAGAGAGAGGACAUGCAAAAGGAUCUGACUGACUCUGCGGAGAAGCUGAAGGCUCAGGGGAAGGAGCUGAAGGAAGCAGAGAGCCAGAGAAAGCUAGCGAUGCACGAGUUCUCAGAGAUGAGUGAGCGUUUGACGGAGCUCCGUUCUCACAAACAGCGUCUCACUCGUCAACUACGAGACAAAGAGGAGGAGAUGGAUGCACUGAACCAGAAGCUGGAGGCCCUUAAGCUGGAUUUGCGCAAAGUAGAAAGAACAAAAAAAGAGAUGGAAGCCCAGGCUGAGGAGCAUGCUUUGGGAGCCCAGAAAGAGAAGAAGCUGAGGGAUCGCAGUGAACAGUACAGCAGACAACUGGAGGAAGAACUGGCGGCAAUGAAGCAAAAGCAGGCUGGUCGCACCCCAGCUGCCGGAGCCCCUGAGCAGCACCAGGAGCUCACUAAGCUGCGCGCUGACCUGGAAAAGAAGACGGUGUUUUAUGAGGAGGAGCUGUCUCGCCGUGAUGUCCAACAUGCCAACGAGCUGAAGAGCUUGAAAAAGGAGCUCCGUGACGCUGAUGCACAACACCUCUCUUUAAACAAAGAAAUAAUGAUGUUAAAAGACAAGUUAGAGAAGACCCGCAGAGAAAGUCAGAGCGAACGAGAGGAGUUUGAGACGGACUACAAACAAAAGUACGAGAGGGAAAGAGUGCUGCUGAUGGAAGAAAACAAGAAAAUGUCCAGUGAAUUGGAUAACUUGAUGAUCUCAUAUAAGAAGUUGAACAGCAAUCACAAGCAGCUGGAGGAGGAAAUGAGGGAGCUGGCUGACAAGAAAGAAAGUGUUGCUCACUGGGAAGCUCAGAUCACAGAAAUCAUACAGUGGGUGAGUGAUGAGAAAGAUGCACGUGGCUACCUCCAGGCUCUAGCUUCAAAGAUGAAUGAGGAGCUGGAGGGCCUGAGAAACACCAGUCUUGGCGCUCGCUCUACGGAAAUGCCAUGGAAGAUGCGACGAUUGGCUAAGCUAGACAUGUCUGCCCGCCUGGAGCUGCAGUCUGCGCUGGACUCUGAGAUAAAAGCAAAACAAACCAUCCAAGAUGAGCUCAACAAAGUGAAGGCCACCAACAUGGCCACUGAGUGCAAACUCCAGGACUCUGAAAAGAGGAACCAGGAACUGCAGGCAGAGAUCGAGAGACUGAAACGAGAAACAGAAGAACUACGUUCAUCUAAGGGUGUAAAGCACCAGGAUUCACAGAACUCCUUCCUUGCAUUCCUCAAUGCCCCAACCUCUGCUGUGGAACAAUUUGAUCGAUCUCCUGCCUGUGGUCAAGCCAGCAAAGGCAGACAUAUCGACUCCAUUGACAACUUUAGCCUGUCAAACACGCCGUCCCGAGAUGAUGAUCGCAAGUCUCAAGCUGUAUCCCAUUCUCGUUCUCCAUCCACCACCAGUGACCUGGAGCCUCUAGAGCCGAUGGAUUAUCCCCACAGAGGUACACAGACUCCGACCAUGCGAUCAGGAGGAUACAGCAGCUCUGGCUUUACCACACCUAAGCCAAAAGCCCACCAGUUUGUGGUAAAGACCUUCACUGCUCCCACUAAAUGCAACCAGUGCACUUCUCUCAUGGUGGGACUCAUCCGACAAGGCUGUAUAUGUGAAGUUUGCAACUUCUCGUGUCAUGUAACAUGUGCGGACAAAGCCCCUGCAGUGUGUCCUAUUCCACCAGACCAAACGAAAGGUCCACUGGGUAUCGACACACAGAAAGGCAUUGGCACUGCUUAUGAGGGCCAUGUUAGGGUGCCUAAACCAGCAGGAGUGAAGAAAGGCUGGCAGAAGGCUCUUGCUGUUGUGUGUGACUUUAAGUUGUUCCUCUAUGAGCUUGCAGAGGGCAAGGUUGCACAACCCAGUGUAGUGGUUAGCCAGGUCAUCGACAUGAGGGAUGAGGAUUUUUCUGUCAGCUCAGUACUAGCAUCCGAUGUCAUCCAUGCCAGUAGGAAGGACAUUCCCUGUAUUUUCAGGGUUACAGCUUCUCAGCUCUCUGCAUGUGGCAGUAAAAAAUGCUCCAUCCUGAUCCUUGCUGACAGUGAUCAGGAGAAGAAUAAGUGGGUGGGAUUGCUGAAUGAGCUGCACCGUCUCCUAAAGAAGAACAAGUUAAAGGAGCGCUCUGUUUAUGUCCCUAAAGAAGCUUAUGACAGCACGCUGCCUCUUAUUAAAACCACCCAGUCUGCUACUAUUAUAGAUCAUGAAAGGAUAGCCCUGGGCAAUGAGGAGGGCCUGUAUGUUAUCCAUGUCACCAAAGAUGAGAUUGUCAAGGUAGGGGAUAAUAAAAAGGUCCAUUUGAUUGACCUGAUUCCCUCUGAGCAGCUGCUAGCUGUCAUCUCUGGCCGCAACCGCCACGUUCGACUUUUCUCCAUGGCGGCCCUGGACGAUCGGGACUCGGAAUUCUAUAAGCUUCCUGAGACUAAGGGCUGUCAGACGUUGGUGUCUGGCACGGUGAAGCAUGGUGCUCGCCCCUGCCUGUGCGUUGCCAUGAAGAGACAGGUCAUCUGCUACGAGCUCAACAAGGGUAAAACACGGUACCGCAAGCUGCGGGAGCUGCAGGUGCCUGGGGUGGUGCAGUGGAUGGCUCUACAAGGGGAUAAGCUGUGUGUAGGAUACCAGGCUGGAUUCCUACGCUACAGCUUGCAAGGAGACAGCCCUCCAACUAGCCUGCUCCACCCGGAGGACCACACCCUGGCUUUCAUAGGGCAGCUGGGUUUGGAUGCUCUCUGCUCUGUGGAAAUUUCCAGCAAAGAGUUACUCCUGUGCUUUAGCAGCAUUGGUGUUUAUGUUGACUGCCAGGGUAGACGUUCACGCCAGCAGGAGCUGAUGUGGCCAGCUGUGCCAUCUGCCUGUUGUUAUAAUGCACCUUACUUAUCAGUGUACAGUGAGAAUGCCGUGGAUGUGUUUGAUGUGAACAGUAUGGAGUGGAUUCAGACAAUUCCUCUGAAAAAGGUUCAUCCUCUCAACACUGACGGCUCACUGAACCUGCUAGGGCUGGAGACAGUACGGCUAAUCUACUUUAAAAAUAAAACAGCAGAGGGAGACGAGCUGGUGGUUCCAGAGACGUCUGAUAACAGCCGGAAGCAGAUGGUGCGCAGUAUGACGAGCAAACGUCGCUUUUCCUUCAGAGUGCCAGAAGAAGAGAGGCUUCAACAACGGAGAGAGAUGCUUAGAGAUCCUGAGAUGAGGAAUAAGUUGAUUUCAAAUCCAACCAACUUCAAUCAUGUUGUUCAUAUGGGUCCUGGAGAUGGGAUCCAAAUACUUAAAGACCUGCCAAUGAAUGUGCGUCCUCAGGAGAGCCGGGGAGUAUUGGGUGGCUCUGUCAGCAUCCCCUCUAUAAGCAAGGCCAGACCUGAACCGGGCCGCUCCAUGAGUGCCAGCAGCGGCCUUGGCACACGGUCAUCCUCGCAGAAUGGCAGUGCUCUUAGAAGGGAGUUCUCUGGUGGGAGUUAUGGCUCCAGCAAGCGGCAGACGAUGACCUCGCCCUCUGAGGGCUCGCUCUCGUCAGGGGGAGGCAUGGACUGUGCAGGUGAUGCCCCCCUGUCCCAGUUUGACAGAGAGUGGAAGGCAGUUUCUCCCACAGGCAAGACCCCUGAGGUGAAAUGGACUUUAAGGACCCUGUUUAGUAAGAUGAAGGAUUCGGAUUCACCAAGACAUUCUACAGCCUCCAACAGCUCCAACCUGAGCAGUCCACCAAGUCCAUCAUCCCCACAUAAAAGCAAGUCCCUCUCUCUGGAGCGCAGCGAGCAGCCAGGCUGGGAGUCAUGAGGCCAAUGCCAGGCAUUCAUUUUCUUCAUCCUCCUGUUCUGUCCCCCCCUCUAGAGCAUCAGGAUGCCUCAAACCUAUAUGGUAAAAAAAACAAAAAACAAACAAGCAGCAAUGACUCUCGAGGAACUUAUACACUACAUUUGGGGUGGUGUGUGAAAAGGCCCUAUAUUUGUUUGUGCAUGUGUGUGAAUGAGUUCACAAACACAUAAUUGCAAUACACACAGCCGCCUUCUAAACUACUAUAAAAGAUUUAUCUCCCAAUGACACUACUAUUUAAAACUUCACAUUUGAAGAAUAAUGUAAAUGGCUAGAAUUUCCCCAGUCUAAAACACUAGAUACAGUUCAGUCACCCUUUGCUUAAAAACAAGGUGAAUUCGGAGCAUGAUUAGAAAUCAUCAGUGAUUUUUAGUAACCAGUUAAUGCUUAGAAACAUAACAUGGAGACAAGAUCGUUCCCAGCCUCAGCACUACAUUUAAACCGACCUCGGCACUCGGGUGCCAUGCAGCUCUUGCGUAUGUAAAGCUCAGAAUACAGUAGAAAUAGAAUGAAUUAAAUAAUGUACAUAGAGUUUAAGUGUAGAGUAUAAUAUAUUAUGGAGAAAAAAAAAGCUAUUGUGAGAAGUGACUUGGCUUGGAGAGUGCUAAUUUCUUUUGACUUUGUGAGUCAAAGGUUUUUAAACAUUAAAACGCAGCCAUUUUUUAAUUGAACAAUUUUAAGAUUUAUUUGAUCAGAAUAUCUGCAAAAUGUCCAUAGUUCCACUGAAACCUGCUUGGAUUUUAUUAGGGAGAUAUAUUUAAAAUAUUACGUCCAAAUGUAAUAGCAAACACCAGGCACAUGCAUGCACACUCAGAUAGCUGUGUAGGAUUACACUCGAGAUCAUAAAAGCAUCGAAACACGAUCCCUCAGUUACAUACUCUCUUGUGGUGAAUGUAUAAGAAACGUAUCGCAGCCGCCUACUUCCUCUCCUCGCCUACUCUAGUGUGCUUCAUAGUUCCUUUAAUGGAGCAAUAAUGCUGUUUCCAAAGAAUUUUUUGUUAAUUAUUAUUAUUACUGUUUGUCUAGUUUUAUGUUUGGUUUGUUUUAAUGAGUGUUUUUAUGACUCGUGUAACUCAAACCAUGAAACCAAACAUAGCUUGGGUGCAUAUGUAUGUGUUUAUAUAUAUAUAUAUGUGUGUGUGUAUAUGUGUGUAUAUGUAUGUAUGUGUAUGUAUGUGUAUAUAUAUAUAUAUAUAGAUAUAUAUAUAUAUAUAUAGAUAGAUAUAUAGAUAUAUAUAUAGAUAUAUAUAUAGAUAUAUAUAUAGAGUAUAAUCUGUAUGUUAUCACGGGUUUGAUGACACUAAGGUCACUGUUGUGUGACACUCACAAAACAUAAUCCAGUUAAGCUUUCGAGUGCUUCUCCUAGUUAGGGGAGCAUUCAAGGGCUUGAACUUUACUCACUGGUGCAUUUUAUCUGUUGCCUCUAUUUUGUUACUUUCUGUAGCCAGUAAUAAGACAGCCGGGACCGGGCACGAGGAACGGGGGUUAGUUUUAUUCUUUGAUGGCAAGGUGUGAAAUGAACUAUUCAUUAACGAUCAGUUCAGGAACAAUGCAUAGUUAGACCAUCACGCACCCCCCCGGAUCUUUUUACCUCAAAUUUUUACGAGGCAAGCCAUUAAUUAUAAUUCACUUUCAAGCAGAACAAGCUUUCUGUGCUCUAUAUCUCUCAUUCCAUGCAGGUUUUUUUUUUUUUUUUUUUUUUUUUUGGAUUUAUAUGCAUCUUGUUUUUCCUCAGAAGAAGACCUAACCCAUGCAAUCAAGUUAAAGAAAGCUUUUGGCUAAUUUUUUUUGCAGAUGAUGAAGAUGUUUGUCGGGUCCAUUAAUUCAUGCUAUCGGAGCGAUCCAUGUUACCCAAAUUCCAGAUCUCAAGAUUUGUUUACAAGGGCGCAAGAAAUGAGUUUUCAAUGUAAAAGCACACCUUUGCGUAUGAAGAUAAGAAACGGAUGUGUAUUUACAUAAAAUGUAAAUAUGGACUUAAAAAAAAAAAAAAAAGUCUCUCUUCUCGUCAGCGUAUCGUCACGGCUCUGUGACACGGCAUUGUAGUAUUUAAGGGAUCUCCAUGACUUGACCGUGAUUCUAAACUUCACUAUGCCUUUUAUCCACAUCACUUUUAUUCACUCCAGAUCUAAAGGACAUAAUGAGGGACAACCGAGAGGGAAAAACGAAUCUAAACAGUGUACACUGGAGUUUCAUGCAACAGUAUUUUAGCGUACUGUUUUGCGACCAUGAUUGAAAUUCACUGUGGACCAGUCUAAUAAACUCAGCACAUUUGUAUUCUUAAAUUUAGCAGCUGAUUUUUUUUUUUUUUUUUUUUUUUUUGCUAUGUUGUACUAUUGUUUGGGAUCAUACUUCUGUGGUAUUACGUCGUCAUAUUUAUUCCUACUGAAUCUAAAGCGAUCAUACUCUUCAAUGUAAGCUUAAUGCAGAGUGCAUUUUUUUUGCCUUGUGGAAUUGAGGCUGUGAUGGAGCAAAAUGUUUAUACAAGCAUGAUGGUAUAACAGGAAGCCUGUUUGAGAUGUUACUCAGGUAUGUUAGAACCAAUGAUUUAUUUUAUUACAUUGAGAACUAGAGAGCAGGAGGAGAACACUAGCAGACUUUUCCGUCUGUCAUUCGGUGUCAUUUUAGGACUGUUAGUUGUCGUGUAGGCCACGUUAGCGGGAGGUGCCUUAACUGAACUCAGCUCGAACCCUGGGUAGCGUGUAGUAUGAAUAUGGAUUAGAUUUAAGGGAACUGACGGGGGAAAUGAAAAACUAAUUGAGGGUUUACUCUGCCUUGUAUAUUACUGCUAUUUCAUAUCGCAUCAUUUUUGUUUUGUUUUUGUAAGAAUAUGUACAGUUUUGCAUGUCAGGUGUAUUCACUUUAAAAAUUUAAGGCUGGAUUUUCCAACUGUUUUUACCAUGUUUUAUUGAUCUGUGUAGUGUGGAAGCUUGGGAUGUGAACAAGAAUAAUACCACACUUUUUUUUUUGGCACAUGCUUAUUUAAGGUGGAUCGUCAUUGAGUUUAUAUUUAAUUAGCCACCACUCUUUUCACAUCGAGAACUCAUAUCUUGACUGAUUUAUUUCAAUAAAAUGGGGAACUGUUACAAAACCUAA
Hemibagrus wyckioides is the source of this 9594-nucleotide messenger RNA. It is a transcript of the gene cdc42bpaa, whose product is annotated as CDC42 binding protein kinase alpha (DMPK-like) a. Gene Ontology annotation, cellular component: cytoskeleton; cytoplasm; actomyosin. Bases 1030 to 6465 code for a protein of 1811 amino acids. NCBI's taxonomy places the organism in Eukaryota, Metazoa, Chordata, Actinopteri, Siluriformes, Bagridae. The record is from RefSeq and is a predicted model, not a curated record. Gene Ontology annotation, biological process: peptidyl-threonine phosphorylation; actomyosin structure organization. Gene Ontology annotation, molecular function: ATP binding; protein serine/threonine kinase activity. The transcript is spliced from 40 exons.